AGCGAAGGUGUACUACGACGGCUGCCCCGGCUGCGCCAUGGACAGCAAGAAGGAGAGCCGCAAGGGCGUUCCCUACAAGGAGCUGCUCUUCGUUGCCAUCACCACCUUCGCCUCGGCUCUGCCAAUAACAUCCUUGUUCCCAUUUUUGUACUUCAUGGUAAUAAAACUGCUAAUUAUUUCUAAAACACAGAUAAGAGACCUGCAUGUUGCUCAAAGAGACGAAGACAUUGGAUUCUACGCUGGCUUUCUCGGUGCAUCGUAUAUGAUCGGCAGAGGUAUUGCGUCAGUCUUCUGGGGUAUCAUAGCUGAUCGUAUUGGACGAAAGCCUGUAAUUGCAUUUUCGGUAUUUUCAGUCAUUGUUUUCAACACUUUGUUUGGGCUGAGUGUGAAAUAUUGGAUGGCUAUUGCUACAAGGUUUCUUCUUGGUGCCCUGAAUGGAUUCCUUGCACCAGUAAAGGUCAGCACAGCAUGGGGAAUGGGUGUUAUAAUUGGGCCAGCAAUUGGGGGCUACCUAGCACAGCCUGUCAAACAAUAUCCACAUCUGUUUCAUGAGAAGUCAGUGUUUGGAAGGUUCCCAUAUUUAUUACCAUGUCUAUUUAUCUCAUUUUUUGCUACCUUGGUUUUCAUAAGCUGUGCAUGGCUCCCAGAGACCCUACAUAAGCACAAAGACCUUGAUAGAACAGUUGAAAUGGUAGAAGGUUCUACAGUUCAAGAAAGCACAGAACCACCUAAGAAGAGUUUACUUAAAAACUGGCCUUUGAUGUCCUCCAUUAUCACUUACUGUGUCUUCUCGCUUCAUGACACGGCAUAUGUUGAGAUAUUUUCUCUAUGGACUGUAAGUAACAGAAAAUACGGCGGCCUUAGCUUUUCAUCUAAAGAUGUGGGCCAAGUUCUUACAGUCGCAGGCGCCAGUCUUCUAGUAUAUCAACUCUUUGCUUAUCGUUGGGUGGAUAAAACUUUUGGACCUAUCCAGUCAACCCGAAUUUCGUCGGCACUGUCUAUACCAAUAAUUGCUGCUUAUCCCUUCAUGACACACCUAUCAGGAAUAAGACUUGGUGUGCCGCUCUACAUUGCAGCAAUGCUGAAAAGUGUCUUUGCAAUAACUAGAGUUACUGGCACUUCUCUGCUGCAAAACAAUGCUGUGCCACAAGAACAAAGGGGCGCUGCAAAUGGAGUAGCUACAACAGCAAUGUCUUUGUCGAAGGCUUUUGCUCCAGCUGGAGCAGGCAUUAUAUUCUCAUGGGCACAGAAGCGCCAACAUGCCGCAUUCUUUCCAGGAGACCAGAUGGUGUUUCUGCUACUGAAUUUGACAGAGCUCAUCGGGCUCAUGCUGACCUUCAAGCCUUUCCUGGCAGUUCCCCAACAGUACAAAUUAACAAUGGAGGGUCUUCCGAAGGAGAUGCUUGCUACCUUGGUCGGCUGCAACUACGCCGGCACGCCCCACGAGCUGCGAGGCUGCAUCAACGACGUCCUCGCCAUGCGCGACACCCUCGUCGCCCGCUUCGGCUUCGCGCCCGGCGACAUCGCCGUGCUCACCGACGACGACCGCAGCGCCGCCGUGCUCCCCACCGGCGCCAACAUUAAGCGCGCGCUCGCCGACAUGGUGGCCCGCGCCGCGCCCGGGGACGUGCUCUUCUUCCACUACAGCGGCCACGGCACGCUCGUCCCGCACCGCCACGGCCACGACGCGCGCCAGCUGGACGAGGCCAUCGUCCCCUGCGACUUCAACCUCACCACGGACGUGGACUUCCGGCAGCUGGUGGACCUGGUGCCGCAGGGCGCGACCUUCACCAUGGUCUCCGACUCGUGCCACAGCGGCGGCCUCAUCGACCAGGAGAAGGAGCAGAUCGGCCCCGCCGCCGUCACCGACCUCGCCGACGGUGCCACUGCCACCACGCGCGCCGUCCGCGGCCGCUUCCUCCCGUACGCCACCGUCGUCGGCCACCUCUCCGGCGCCUCGGGCGUCGACGCGUCCCACCACGUCGCCGACCACCUCCUCGCGCUCUUCGGCGCCGACGCCAGCGCCAAGUUCCGCCACCACGACACGCCGACGCCGAGCCCCGACGGCGGCAUCCUCCUGAGCGGGUGCCAGACGGACGAGACGUCCGCGGACGUGGCGGCGGACGACGAGGCGGCCGACGGUGGCAAGGCGUGCGGCGCGGUGCAGGCCGUGCUGGCGGCGCACCCGGCGCCGCUGAGCAACCGGGAGGUGGUGAGCCGGGCCAGGGAGCUGCUCCGGGAGCAGGGGUUCGAGCAGCACCCCUGCCUCUACUGCAGCGACGCCAAUGUCGACGCGCCGUUCCUCUGCCAGCAGGAGGAGCCCGCCGCCAUUCCCGCCCUGUGAUUCUCUAUGAUUUGUGUCAGCGUGGUCUUCAACCUUCAUUACCUUUGUGACAUGAUGAUGACAUGCCAAAUGCCAUUGUUACUGAUUUUCUGCUUAUACGUUUUCUUGCUAAAGAGUAAAAGUACCGCUUCUAUUGACAAUGUAUUCCACAUAAUUACUCCCAUAUCUAUUAGCCAUCAACCUGA
Panicum virgatum (switchgrass) is the source of this 2529-nucleotide messenger RNA. Its product is annotated as protein ZINC INDUCED FACILITATOR-LIKE 1-like. Gene Ontology annotation, molecular function: transmembrane transporter activity; cysteine-type endopeptidase activity. Lineage: Eukaryota; Viridiplantae; Streptophyta; Magnoliopsida; Poales; Poaceae. The coding region runs from base 38 to 2344 and encodes 768 amino acids. The transcript is spliced from 17 exons. The record is from RefSeq and is a predicted model, not a curated record. Gene Ontology annotation, biological process: transmembrane transport; proteolysis.